Messenger RNA from Mauremys mutica (yellowpond turtle), 4111 nucleotides. RefSeq names its product cyclin and CBS domain divalent metal cation transport mediator 2 (gene CNNM2). The record is from RefSeq and is a predicted model, not a curated record. Gene Ontology annotation, cellular component: plasma membrane. Gene Ontology annotation, biological process: magnesium ion homeostasis; transport. Bases 1 to 2511 code for a protein of 836 amino acids. The transcript is spliced from 8 exons. Gene Ontology annotation, molecular function: magnesium ion transmembrane transporter activity. NCBI's taxonomy places the organism in Eukaryota, Metazoa, Chordata, Testudines, Geoemydidae.
AUGGCGCUGGGCUCGGCCGCGCUGCCCGCUCGGAACAUGGCGGGGGGCGGCCGGGGGGCGCGGGUCCUGCUGCUGCUCCUCCUCCUCAGCGGCUGCUGGGGCGAGCAGCCCCCGGCCGCCGCCGCCGCCGGCGCCUCCUCGGCCGGGGGCAGCGGGGCGCCGGGCGACGCGGAGGAGACGGUGAUCAUCGGGCUGCGGCUGGAGGACACGGACGACGUCUCCUUCAUGCAGAGGGGCGCGCUGCGGGUGAGCGAGCGGACGCGGGUCAAGCUGCGGGUCUACGGGCAGAACAUCAACAACGAGACCUGGAAACGCAUCGCCUUCACCGAGCACGAGAAGCAGCCGGGCGGGCGGCCGCCGGCCGAGCAGGAGGACGGGCCGCCGGAGAGCAGCUCCCCGCAGCGCUGCGGCAUCCGCACCUCGGACAUCAUCAUCCAGCCGCACAUCGUGCUCAAGCGCCGCACCUCGGGCAUCAUCGAGAUCGACAUCAAGCCCCUGCGCAAGACCGAGAAGAGCAAGUCCUACUACCUGUGCGUGUCGCGCCCGGCCGCGCUGGAGGCCGCCGGCCCCGAGACCACCUGGGUCUACCACGACGGCGAGGACACGAAGGUGAUCGUGGGCGAGGAGAAGAAGUUCCUGCUGCCCUUCUGGCUGCAGGUGAUCUUCAUCUCCCUGCUCCUCUGCCUCUCGGGCAUGUUCAGCGGCCUCAACCUGGGCCUCAUGGCUCUGGACCCCAUGGAGCUGCGCAUCGUGCAGAACUGCGGCACCGACAAGGAGAAGAACUACGCCAAGCGCAUCGAGCCGGUGCGCCGCCAGGGCAACUACCUGCUGUGCUCCCUGCUGCUGGGCAACGUGCUGGUCAACACCACCCUCACCAUCCUGCUGGAUGACAUCGCCGGCUCCGGGCUGGUGGCCGUCGUGGUCUCCACCAUCGGCAUCGUCAUCUUCGGCGAGAUCGUGCCGCAGGCCAUCUGCUCCCGUCAUGGCUUGGCCGUGGGUGCCAACACCAUCUUCCUCACCAAGUUCUUCAUGAUGAUGACCUUCCCAGCCUCCUACCCUGUCAGCAAGCUGCUGGACUGUGUGCUGGGCCAGGAGAUCGGCACGGUCUACAACCGCGAGAAGCUGCUUGAGAUGCUGCGGAUCACCGACCCUUACAACGAUCUGGUCAAGGAGGAGCUUAACAUCAUCCAAGGGGCGCUGGAGCUGCGCACCAAGACAGUGGAGGAUGUGAUGACCCCACUCCGAGACUGCUUCAUGAUCGCUGCUGAGGCUAUUCUGGACUUCAACACCAUGUCUGAGAUCAUGGAGAGUGGCUACACUCGCAUCCCCGUCUUCGAGCGUGACCGCUCCAACAUUGUGGACCUGCUCUUCGUCAAGGACCUGGCCUUUGUGGACCCAGAUGACUGCACCCCGCUCAAGACGAUCACUCGCUUCUACAGCCACCCACUGCACUUUGUCUUCAACGAUACCAAGCUUGAUGCCAUGCUGGAGGAGUUCAAGAAAGGCAAAUCUCAUCUGGCAAUAGUACAUCGAGUCAACAAUGAAGGGGAAGGAGACCCUUUUUAUGAAGUCCUGGGGAUUGUCACGUUAGAAGAUGUGAUUGAAGAAAUCAUCAAGUCUGAGAUUCUAGAUGAAACUGAUUUGUACACUGAUAACAAGACGAAAAAGAAAGUAGCCCAUCGGGACAGGAAGCAGGACUUCUCUGCCUUCAAACAGACAGACAGUGAGAUGAAGGUUAAAAUAUCACCACAGCUCCUCCUGGCAAUGCACCGUUUCCUGGCAACAGAAGUAGAAGCAUUUGGCCCAUCCCAGAUAUCAGAGAAGAUCCUCCUAAGGCUCCUAAAACAUCCUAAUGUCAUCCAGGAGCUGAAAUACGAUGAGAAGAACAAGAAAGCCCCAGAAUACUACCUCUACCAGAGAAACAAGCCUGUCGACUACUUCAUUCUCAUUUUACAGGGGAAAGUGGAAGUGGAGGCUGGGAAAGAGGGAAUGAAGUUUGAAGCUGGUGCUUUUUCCUAUUAUGGGGUGAUGGCCCUCACAACAUUGCCAGUUCCCUUGUCCCUGUCUCGUACCUUUGUUGUCAGCAGAACAGAAUUAUUAGCAGCAGGUUCUCCAGCUGAAAACAAGUCACCCCCUCGUCCUUGUGGCGUGAACCAUUCGGACUCUCUAAAUAGAGGUGAUCGCAUUGAAGCGGUGACACCAACGUUGGGAAGCAGCAACAACCAGCUGAAUGCAUCUUUCCUUCAGGUGUACGUCCCAGACUACUCAGUGAAAGCACUCUCAGAUAUUCAGUUUGUCAAGAUCUCAAGACAGCAGUACCAAAAUGCCCUGAUGGCAUCCCGGAUGGACAAGACACCUCAGUCCUCGGACAGUGAAAACACUAAAAUCGAACUGACUCUUACUGAGCUGCAUGAUGGUUUGUCGGAUGAGACGGCAAACCUGCUGAAUGAACAGAACUGCGUGAUGCACAACAAGUCCAAUCACAGUAUGCACAGCGAAGGCCCCAUCUAGGAGCUAACAAUCUGCAUCCUUUCCCACCCAUCACUUCAGCAGGACCAGUCAUCACUCCUCCUUGACUGCAAACGCUCUUAGUAUGUGCUUGCAAUGCUGUGCUGCAUCCAGUGUUCUGAGACCAAAGACUUAGCGCCCUUCCUGGGAGCAGAAGAGGAAGAAACGAGAACACAGCAAGACAAAAACCAAACAAACGUUGGGCAUGGUGAGUGCCUCUUGGAGAACGAUGGGAUUCUUCCUCGCAAAGUAGAAUCGUGUUUAUUUUUUCAGCCGUAUCUUUGACCCUCAUUGGUUUCCCCUCCUUCCUAGAUGCACGGAGAAGUUUUUAAAACUGCUCUGAUUAUUUUUUCAAGAGAGAUCAUGUUUUUAAAAAGAAUUUUGCAGAGUUUUAAAUGGUUGCUGUCCCUCCCCUCCCCCGAAUAGGCUCUGUUGUGACUUUGUGAAUCAGCUCCAGUGUCAUAGACCUGUUUCCACCCCUCCUUUUGGUCCUGUCUGUUGCCCUGUUGUUAAAACAGCAACUGGUACCCAUAUGUAUUUGUGUCCUGAGAACAAAGAAUGGAUGAGACUUCAAGGAACUUGUGGCUUAGCAGUAUGGAAGUUUGGGGGAAUGGGCAUUAUUUUCUCCCCAGUUGAGCUUCAGGGAAGGGGUAGUUAUUUUGGUUGCACGUGUUCAUAAUAUCUGAAAUUUCAGAUGGUUCCUUGUAAAACAAACAAAAAGAUUGUUACAUUUACAGUUUUGUAACCUCCACAGAUGUUGUGUAUUUUGAAUAUGAAGGUGGGUUUUUAAUUGACAUAACUGCAGUCUCAUCAAAUUACAGACCGGGAUAAAUUUCCCUAGUAGUGUACUGGGCAAUUUUUGUCCCCCUGGAAUUUGCAUUAAUGUUACUGGGAAUCACAUGGUCAAGUUCCCUGCCUCCCCUGCUGUACUGAAAGCGUGAACCCCAAAAUGUCAAAUCUCAGAUUCUAACAUACUGAAGUAGUCUGUGUUCCCUUUGCUUUAACCAAAGCAUAUUUGCAGGGCAUGUUAAAUAACUGGGAUAGAAUUCAGGACAAAUCAUUCCCCCAGUAUUACUGUUCGUGUUAAGACAAAAGAUGCUGCUACAACAAUGUCCAAAGCAAAUCCUCCAGGUGGCUCCUAAACCUUUGCCAUUGCAAGAUGGAUUUCAUGGUGGAGUGAGGGCCUUCCUGAUCUCCCCAAAGACUGACCAAGAACUUCCACUACAAGCUUGAUCUGUAUUUUGUGGAGGGAGUUUGAGGGAGUAUAUUGUACUUCAGGGAUUGGAGAGGUUAGUCUCCAGGCAAUUCCCCUAUUUUUGAGGAGCUGCUGGAUUUCCUUCCCUCUUCCCUUUUAUCUACUGUUCUUCUAGCUGUCCACAGUAGCGUCCUCCAUGACUGCCAUCAGUGCCACUCCACCUGCCCAUCCCAGGCAUCCCAGAGCCUGGCCUCAGAGUGGAGGGGAAAUGCGUUCAUUGGGAGGUCACUGUGUUGUAUAUUGUAAACCCCCAAAAUGCAGAGUCUAUCAGUGAGCAAAUGCUGCAUGGUGGUUUCUCUGUUGACUUUCAGUCUGCGCUGCUCAAAGAACAUCCCGUGGCCUGAUUGU